Messenger RNA from Populus trichocarpa (black cottonwood), 426 nucleotides. RefSeq names its product cell wall / vacuolar inhibitor of fructosidase 2. Lineage: Eukaryota; Viridiplantae; Streptophyta; Magnoliopsida; Malpighiales; Salicaceae. The coding region runs from base 1 to 426 and encodes 141 amino acids. The record is from RefSeq and is a predicted model, not a curated record. Gene Ontology annotation, molecular function: pectinesterase inhibitor activity. Gene Ontology annotation, biological process: negative regulation of catalytic activity. The transcript has a single exon.
AUGGAAGACUAUGGUUUCUGCAACAGGGUUUUUCAUGAGAACAUGAAAAGCCCGUCAAUAGACUAUGUUGGUCUCACAGCAAUAGCAAUGGACCAGACAAUAACAAACGCAACCAACACUUACGAGUAUAUUUUGGGUCUUCUAAAGAACACGACUGACCAAUCAUUGAGGAAUGUUCUUGUUGCAUGUGAGAAUGCUUUUGGUAUAGUGAAGUCGUCUUUCGGGGCUGCCUUGCAAUCUUUUAACAGGAAAGAUUAUGAUGAUAUGUUCAAGCUUGAACGGGUUGCACCGAGAGCACAAGCCAGCUGUGAAACGAGUUUCACUGCACCACCAAGUCCUCCAAAUCCUUUGGCUGAAAGGAAUAGGGAGAUGAGGAUUCUGAUUACCAUGGCUAUUGCCUCUGGAAAGGAAAUACUAAAGCGUUGA